UAAGCUCCAUGGGUAUAUAAGCCUGCCUUGAAUUUGCUUCGGGGAGGACCUGCCUUGGGAUCCUCCCUACGCGUGUGGAAGUGUGUUACAAUAAACUACCUCUCUGUGCGGAUUGCAGCGUCUGUUCUGUUCCUUUGGCCCCUAAACGGACCCUAACACCAGAAACUUUUGAAUUCUCUGAAGAGUUCACAAACUCAGAAACUUGUGAAUACAAACUGGGUGACAACCCAGAAACCUGUGAAUGCCCUUGGGCGGUGCCGGACACUUCGGAAACUGUGAUUGGCCCCUGUGAAAAGGGGCAGGGACAGGAGACCACCAUAAAAGCCUUUGGCUGGGGCACUCUACUGAAGUUGUCUCUUAGAGAUAGUCUUCAAGGGAACUACAUUGGAGACUGCAGUGUGCAUCCUGACUUCAUCUUAGACUCUGACUCCUGGACUACUUGGUUGGGUACCAGUGGUGAAACAGCAAUCAGUGAGACUCAGCUCAGAGCUGUGGCUGGCAGAGGCACAUCUUAAGACUUCCCUGACUGCUUCCUCCUCUUCCUCUUCCUCUUCCUCUUCCUCUUCUCCUUUCUCUUCCUCUCUCCUCUCUCCCUCUUUCUGGCCACCCCCCAGCCCCAGCUGAGCAGUCCAGAGCAUCAUGGCCAACAGGAGCCCCAGCAUCCGGAUUGGAGAUGAUGCACCAGGCUACGACCUGGACUGCUUUAGCAUCCCGAAGAAUUACGCGCAAGAUCUGGAAAAGGUGUUCAUCCCUCAUGGGCUCAUCAUGGACAGGAUUGAGCGGCUGGCCCGCGACGUGCUCCAGGACAUGGGAGGCCAGCACAUCGUGGCCCUCUGUGUCCUCAAGGGGGCCUAUAAGUUCUUUUCCGACUUGCUGAAUGCCAUGGAGACCCUGAACAGGAACUCAGACCAGGCCAGUCCCAUAACGGUGGACUUCAUCCGAGUGAGCAGCUACUGCAAUGACCAGUCAACGGGCAACGUGCGAGUGCUGGGGGGAGCCGACCUCUCCAGCCUUGCUGGGAAGAACGUCCUGAUUGUGGAAGACAUCGUGGACACGGGCAGAACCAUGCAGGCUCUGCUUCCCCUGGUGGAGCAGCAUGGCCCCAGGAUGGUGAGGGUGGCCAGCCUGCUGGUGAAAAGGACCCCUCGAAGUCUGGGCUACACCCCGGACUUCUCUGGCUUUGAAAUUCCAGACAGAUACGUGGUGGGAUACGCCUUUGACUACAACGAUUACUUCAGGGACUUAAGCCAUGUCUGUACCCUCAGAGAGACUGCCAAGGACAAGUACGCCCUGGCUGUGCAGAAGCUCUGAAGGCCCCUGAGGAGGCCCGUCCCAGAGACAUCCCCAGCCCACUUGGUCCCGGGUUUCGGCUCUGGGGAGCACCUGCUUAGUAAAGCUUUUUGCAUGUACAGUACUCGCUCGUCUUGUGCGUUUUUACCUGUGAUUUUAUGUGAUUUGCACAACACAACCUCAAAGAGACAUCACUAGCCUUGGGGAGAGGCGAUGCACUUGCUGUGUUUGGCUGAUGAGGGGGAAAUGACUGAAGCCACACUGACUACUGAAUCAAUGGAAAGAGUUGAGAGAAGAGAUCAGGUUCUCCCCUCAGAAGAGGUUCCAGAGGUUCACUUUGUCAACAUUUUAUUAAAGAAAAACAACUUAAAAUGAUGUUUUAUAAUAUAAGCUUUUGAUUUAUGCUUACUGUUAUUAAAUAAAGAUUGUUUUU
Messenger RNA from Monodelphis domestica (gray short-tailed opossum), 1723 nucleotides. NCBI's taxonomy places the organism in Eukaryota, Metazoa, Chordata, Mammalia, Didelphimorphia, Didelphidae. The record is from RefSeq and is a predicted model, not a curated record.